Mytilinidion resinicola is the source of this 2058-nucleotide messenger RNA. RefSeq lists its product as uncharacterized. Gene Ontology annotation, molecular function: DNA binding; DNA-binding transcription factor activity, RNA polymerase II-specific; zinc ion binding. Gene Ontology annotation, biological process: DNA-templated transcription; regulation of DNA-templated transcription. The transcript has 3 exons. The annotation marks the transcript as partial. Lineage: Eukaryota; Fungi; Ascomycota; Dothideomycetes; Mytilinidiales; Mytilinidiaceae. The record is from RefSeq and is a predicted model, not a curated record.
GCGUGCGAUCUUUGUAGAAAACGAAAGAUCAAAUGCGAUCGUGCCUCGCCGCAAUGCUCAAACUGCGUGAGCUACCAAGCCAAAUGCGUAUUCACGCAUAAGAAAAAGCCACGGAAGCUACCUCGCAGAAGUGGAGAGCGCAUCGAUAAGCUUGAAACGCGCCUUCGGCACGUAGAAGCUAUGUUGAGAAAAGACUUUUCCUCACAGGAUCAAGGGAAAGAGAGCGCUCAUCCUAAGAUGAUGCCCUUGGAAGCUCAGCGCGUGUCACCACUGCUAAAGCAUAAAAGAGUAGCUAAUCUAGACCUCAUUGGCAAUACCCCUGGCCCAGAAGUAUCAUCAACGAUUCCUUCGACACCAUCACAGGAUUACGUUCAACUUACGCACACCAACAGCUCACUUCGGACUGGACCUGGUGUAAAUGAUGUGUUAAAGCUUCCGCGCCACGCAUACUUCCGUUUUCCUCCUAAGGACGAAGCAGUAAGAAUAGUCGCCGCCUACUUCAAUGGCCCAAACAACGCUCUCCCCCUCUUCCACCCUGAAAGCUUCAUGCAAAGAUUCUAUAGACAGUACGGGCAGGAGCAAAUAGACGACGACCUGGCUUGGUGGGCAUCCUUAAAUGUUGCAAUGGCGCUGGCACUCCGACUUCACGCCGUGCCAGGGCUCACUUACGAAGAGCAAGAUAAGAGAGCUCAACAGUAUCUCCAGAACGCAUUGACAGUCGUCUCCGACCUCACACUCUCCGAAAGCAGUCUUCUGGCCAUACAAGCCCUGCUCGGCAUUGUACUAUUACUACAAGGCACACCGGAUCCCCGUCCAGGAUCAGUGCUUCUCGCAGCGGCAAUACGCCUAUCAAACCAUCUUGGAAUGCAUAGGAAAGGCUCCAAUCGUGAUCUGGACACUGUUGCGGCGACCCAGCGCGAACGCGUGUUUUGGAUCGCAGCUCUUCUAGACAAAGACUUCAGCAUCAGAACGGAACAGCCACAAAUGAUCGACAACGACGACGUAGACAAUGAUCUACCGGAACAAUCACCCCAAGAUGGCCUGGGUUACGUUUAUGCCCUAGACUCCUUCGCGAGGAUCAACUACUUCCGCCUCCGUGUCGAGCUCGCUCUCAUCCAGGGCAAAGCAUACAGGAACCUGUAUUCCGCGCGCGCCUCGAAAAAUGAUGCGAACACACAACUUUCAACUGUGUUUGAGCUCCACCAGUCCCUCGUUCAAUGGAAAUCGGGUAUCGAUCCUCUUUUUUGGGCAGAGAAUAUUGCGACUUCCGUUCCGAAAGCAACGAUGAUGCAAAUGAUCUUUUUGCACUUGGCAUAUUUCAAUUGCCUGGCCACCGUGCAUCGAGUAUCUUUCCAAAACCGCUUAUGGCAAGCAGCAGUGAUGAUGCCACCAAGUCAGGAUGGAAAUCGUGAACCGGAAUACGACCAGUGGUGUAUUUCGGCUAGGAGAUGCGCGGAUGCGGCGAGGUCUUCGUUGCAGCUUAUGGAAAUCCUGCCCUUGGAAGAGCAUCCUUGUAUCUGGAUCAUGAUGUCCUACUGUGUCUCCGCGAUGGUAAUCUUGAUGGCUAGGAUUAUUCACACACCGACGCACGACAAAGCCCACUCAGAUUUAGCACUCAUCAAGCCGCAACUACAGCUUCUGUAUUCAUUGACUGAAAGAGCUCAUGAUGCUGGCUUUGAACGAAUGCGAAGCUUCUGCUCAGAGCUAGAGCGACAAAGCGAGGUUGCUCUAUGCAAUACGGUCGAAUUACCGAGCGGCACCAUAAGCCUUAAUGACAGUCAGUCUGAGAGCAUGUUCCUUGGGACAAACAUACUCGGAAUCCAAUCGAAUGACUUUCAGGGCUACGACUUACCCCCUUGGAAUUCUCCGAUGUCGGGUCUAGAUCGUCUCAAUAAGCAGAACCCUCCCAGCUCCGUGCAAUUGGAGGAUUGGAAUGGAGUUCUUGAAAACACAGCAUAUAGUUUCCCAUCAAAUAUGGAUAGUGACGCAUUUCAAGACGCAUUAGAAAUGCCAAGUCUCGAACUAUCAUUUGUAGAUAUGGGAGAGUCUCUGCUUUAG